Molecule: messenger RNA, 38870 nt
Organism: Dunckerocampus dactyliophorus (ringed pipefish)
Lineage: Eukaryota; Metazoa; Chordata; Actinopteri; Syngnathiformes; Syngnathidae
Gene: trip4
Product: thyroid hormone receptor interactor 4
Exons: 13
Coding region: 109-1764 (551 amino acids)
Biological process (GO): positive regulation of DNA-templated transcription
Cellular component (GO): nucleus
Molecular function (GO): transcription coactivator activity; zinc ion binding
Source: RefSeq, a predicted model, not a curated record
CAUUCUGUGCAGCACCAGAGUUUUGCGUGUGUUGGUCUGAAAACAAAUCCAUGCUACGACAUAUAAUUGACAAGCAAUCUUGAAGUGAAAUCCUUUUGCGUGGUUAAAAUGCCAGACCAUUUGUUGCAGUGGUGUGUGGAGCAGUUACAGCACAACUUUGGUUUGGAAGCAUCCGAAGACAUCGUCAAAUACAUUAUUUCCAUCGAAAAAGCUGAGGAGAUUGAGGAGUAUGUGGGCGACCUUCUCCAGGGCACAGAUGGGCGGAAAGGACAAUUCAUUCAAGAGUUCCUCUGCAGAUGGAAGAAGACUCAAAGACAGGCAGGAGAUACGUCUGCGAUUUUCCUGUUCAAAGAGUCAACAUCAACAGCAGACUCACAGGACAUAACCAAGGACUUCCAAAAGAAGUCUAAACGUAAGGGUCGGAACAAACAUGAGGUGUUGACUGUGAGUCAAACAGACCCCGAGCCAGAGGCCGUCAAAACCCCCAUCGAUCUGAUGAGGGUUCAAGAAAACAGUACUUCUUCAACAAAAAAGAAAAACAAGUUUACAAGCUUGUAUGGCAAAGAGGGACAGGACAAGCUGACUGUGAUCCUCCCUGGCCGACACAGCUGUGAGUGCCUAGCUCAGAAGCACAGACUUAUCAACAACUGCAUCAGCUGUGGUCGCAUUGUAUGUGAGCAAGAGGGAUCUGGGCCCUGCCUUUUCUGUGGUAACCUGGUCUGCACCAAAGAGGAGCAGGAGAUCCUGCUACGUGACUCAAACAAAAGUCAGAAAUUAAGAAAGAAGCUAAUGGGAGAUUGUGGUGAAAGGGAUUACCUGGCACUUCAAGAAGUCAAGAUGAAGGCUGGCUUGGAGAAGGCUGUCCAGCACAAAGAAAAACUUUUAGAAUACGACAGAAAUAGUGUUAAGAGAACUCAGGUAUUAGAUGAUGAGUCAGACUACUUUGCUACUGAAUCCAACCAGUGGUUGCCUGCUGCCGAGCGGGAUAAACUAAGAAAAAAGGAAGAGGAGCUGAGAGAGCUUCGUCACGCAUCGCGUAAAGACCGAAAGAUUACCUUGGACUUUGCUGGCAGACAAGUGAUUGAGGAGGGAAACAACCUGAACAAUUACUACAACAAAUUAGAUGAGACCCUCAAAGCAAUGAACAUCGACUCUACGCUAAAAUCCCCUGUGUUUUCUGAAAGACAAGGUAGAAAACAGAACCUCAGAGAACUGGUCAACCCAAACAUAAAGCAAAGUGCACCAGAAUGGGUAGGUGUACUUAGCAGUGAGAACAAGAGAAGGAACAUGGAGAAGGCACAGAGUUUGGCACAGGACAAAAAGGAAGAUCUACGGUCCCGGUUGCGUCUCCAGGACAAAGAGCUGCAAGAGAUGUCUGAUGGAGGCUGGUGUCUCAGCAUGCACCAACCAUGGGCAUCACUCCUCGUCAAAGGCAUCAAGAGAGUCGAGGGGCGGACUUGGUAUACAGCCCACCGUGGCCGUCUUUGGAUUGCUGCUGCAGCCAAGAAGCCCACCCCUCAAGAGAUUGCUGAGGUGGAGGCCAUGUACCGCUGCAUCUACCAAAAAGAGCCGAGGUUUCCUUCUGACUACCCUACUGGCUGCCUGUUGGGCUGUGUCAAUGUCACUGAUUGCCUUUCUCAGGAAGAGUUCAAAGAGCAGUUCCCCAGUGCACGUGAAGAGUCUGCGUCGCCAUUUGUCUUCAUCUGCUCCAGCCCUCAGGAGCUCCUGGUAAAAUUCCCAAUGAAGGGGAAGCAUAAAAUCUAGACAAGCCCGGUUCUGUGUGUGAAAUGUUGCUGUGUUGAGUGAUUUUAUAAUAGUACCCACACAUACUAGCAUCUCGCCAAAUUUAGUACACCCUUACAUUUCUUAACAUCCACCAGCUCUGUGAUGUAAUCCUGGAGGAGUGGAACGGAAUUUCAGUCCAACCAGUGCAACUCUGGUGAAUUCCAUGCCUAAGAAGGUUAUGACAGUGCUAGAUAACGAUGAUGCUCACACAAAUUAUUGACACUGUCAAGAAAAUUUGGACAUUUUCACUUUGUGGUGUACUCACUUGCGUUGCCAGCUAUUUAGACAGUAAUGGCUGUGUGCCGAGUUAUUUUCAGAGGGCAGUAAAUCAAUACUGCUUUCCAAGCUAUGCACUGACUUGUAUAAGUUAUAUCCAAGUUUCAUUUCUACUGCAUAGUAUUGUCCCUUGAGAAGCUGUAACAAAAUGCUUGCUGAAAUCCACUUGUACCUUGGCUGCUGAAUCCACUUGUACCUCCGCUUGGCUGCUGCUGCAAUUUUUUGCAGUUACUGUUUUGAAAUCCUGUAAAGACUUGACUGCAGUUGUUUAUGUAGCUUUUCCUCUUUAUAGAUCGAUGGAGAGUCAGAAUUUAAGAAAAGCGGUUCCUUUUUUUUGCUCUGUACUGUAACUGAUUAGAUAACCUUGCACUUAUUUUAGUGAGCACAAAUAAAAUCAGUAGGUUUGGAUAAAUAUAAUUCAUUCAGAGUUUAAUUUAGAGGUCUUUAAACUUAGAGGUCUUUACUGUCGUAAAGGUUACAAUUCGUUGUUGUUACUUUUUUGUAUUUUCAAAUGAAUUGGUCACAAUUAGGACAGCAUACAAAAGAAUACACACCAUGAGAAUUCACUCUUAAGUUUUGGGUUGUAGCUGUAGUAGAGUCCAUAGUCUGAGUUUGCUGUGGGGCUCUGGAUUGCUAACAGCAGUGGUUCCCAAACUUUUCACAGUUGCGUACCCCUUCAGUCAUCUGACUGGAAGUCAUGUACCCCCUACACCUGCAUACUUAAAAAACAUAAACCACACAAUGAGACAUCUUUGAUAUUCUUGUAGUAUUAAAGGCAUUAUAUAUUAUGACAUUGUCUUAAAAAAUCAUGUGUCUUAUUUUUCAACCAUACACAUGGAAUAGCAAUUUAAAACGGAGAGGGUUUUAGAGGUGUAAGAUAUCUCCUGGCAGGUUUAUCUCCUCUGUGGUGGAUUUACAGUGGUGUGAAAAAAGUGUUUGCCCCCUUCCUGAUUAAUUUUUUUGCAAGUUUGUCACAAUUAAAUGUUUCGGAUCAUCAAACAAAUUUAAAUAUUAGUCAAUGACAACAAAACUGAACACAAAAGACAGUUUUUAAAUGAAACUUUUUAUUAUUAAGGGAGACAAAAAAAUCCAAACCUACAUAGCCCUGUGUGAAAAAGUGAUUGCCCCUGAAACCUAAUAACUGGUUGGGCCACCCUUAGCAUCAACAACUCAAUCGUUUGCGAUAACUUGUAAUGAGUCUCCUACAGCGCUGUGGAAUUUUUGGUAAAUAGCAGAAUUCAUGGUUCCAUUUAUCACAGCAAGUCUUCCAAGUCAUGAAGCAGCAGAACAGCCCGAGACCAUCACACUACCACCACCAUAUUUUACUGUUGGUAUGAUUUUUUUUUUUUUUUUCUGAAAUGCGGCGUUACUUUCACGCCAUAUGUAAUGGGACACACACUCUUCCAAAAAGUUGAACUUUUGUCUCUGUCACACCACAGAGUAUCUUCCCAAAGGUCUUGGGAAUCAUCAAGAUGUUUUCUGGCAAAAUUGAGACGAGCUUUAAUGUUCUUUUUGUUCAGCAGUGUUUUUUGUCUUCGAACUCUUCCAUGCAGGCUGUUGUUGCUCAGUGUCUUUCUUAUGGUGAAGUCAUGAACACUGACUUUAACUGAGGCAAGUGAGGCCUGCAGUUCUUUGGAUGUUGUUGUGGGGUCUUUUGUGAAAUGGCUUUAUAACACAUAAUAAAAAAAUACAUUUAAAAAAAAUAUUUUUGUUGUCAUUGAUUAAUAUUUAAAUUUGUUUGAUGAUCUGAAACAUUUAGGUGUGACAAACAUGCAAAAAAAUAAGAAAUCAGGAAGGGGUAAAACACGCUUUCACACCACUGCAUAAUAUAUUUAAUAAUAUAUCAAAGAUGUGACGCGGAGUGCGCAGGAAAACAGUAUGUAAUGGAUCCCAAGAUGCAGAAGACAAAAGAAGUUGUAGGUCAGGCUUUAAUAGUCUCUGUUACCAGUAAGAACAAAAAACAACGGUGCUAUAAGAAAAAUCAAAAGGGCACCGUGACAAAAAGGGAAUAACUGUACCAGGCUUGAAGGAGCUACGGGACAUGUAGCAGAACUGCUCGGGAGAUGACCUUGGAAGCGUGAUGUAGCAUAGUGAUCCGGAGGAAUAGCUGAGUGCCGAAAACAGCAACAGGUGAGUAUAAGUAGGUUAGUUAAUUGAUGAGCAGCUGCAGCACAUCCCGCAGCUCCGCCCAAGGCAGGAGGGACCAGGGUCUGAGUGCAAGACAUCAGCAUAAGUAAAUGCACCAUAAACAGAGUAACAGUCAACAAUGACCCAAACAUACCAAUAGUGUCACAGCAAGGUGUGACAAAAGAUGGCUCAUUGUGUGGUUUAUGUUUUUUAAAUGUGCAGGUGUAAGGGGUACAUGACUUCCAGUCAGAUGUCUGAAGGGGUACGCAACUGUCAAAAGUUUGGGAACCACUAUCCACUAUGGCAUUAUUUCCCCCACUAUUGUAAAGAAGGUCAAGUUAAUUUUGUUUUUUUAUAUAGCUCAUUCUAGAUCGCAUUUAAGUAUACCCUGUCCUUUUAUUGAACAAACUAAAUAUUACUUAUCUUAUUUUCACGAUGGAGUAGUGAUUGCAUGAAUUAAAUACAUGGCAAGUCUUUUUUACAUGUGUGAAUGUACUCUCGAAGCAGCAGGCAUAACUAAAAGCAGUGUUUCCACAAAACUACCAUCUAUCAUGGGGCUUUAUGCUGUAAUGGUAAUAAUCUAAUUUGCAUAAUUGACCUUGAAGCAUUUGCAUGUAAUCAUAAUGGACACUGUAGGAGAAAGGAAUAUCAUUGUGUCAGACAAAAAGUGAGUAAAAAAACAUGAAAAGCAAAACAAAUACAAUAAUCCCUGUUUAUGGUGGUUCAUUGGUUCCAAACUUGGACUACACUGCUGAUGGGGAUGUCAUACAACUUCAUGUCAAAAAAUCCGAACUAUCCCUUUAAUGAUUAAUUAAUACAUUUAAAAAAACAGGGUGUGAAGCCGCAAAAUUCGAAGCGCAAAGCGGCGAGGAACGACUGUAAAACUACAAAUGAACUUUCUUUUGUUGCUUCUUUUUGUCUUUGAUUUUCAGUGGCACUAAAUUACAUUAACAAGACAGAGCCGCCUAUGAGUGCUUUUGGAUGGGCGAGGGGCCCACAAGCAUCCCGUGCUCGUUGAGAAGAGCAAUACAUGCUUACAUGCUUUCAUAUCACGGUCUCCAAAAGUCUAGUCGUCUUGUGAAAAAGUAUCUAGAGCAGGGGUCUCAAACUUGCGGCCCGCGGGCCAUUUGCGGCCCACCAAAUCGUAUCUUGCAGCCUGCGACUGGACAUCAAAGAGUAGUGUAACUGCAGCCCGGUCUUACGGCGUAAGGUAUUAGCGUUAUUGUGAGCCAUGUAUUGUGAAUUGUAUCCUAUCAUGAGGUACCCCGAGAUUCCCAGCCCUACUCCCAAUACUUGAUGCGGCCCAGCCUCACUCAGACUCUACCUCCACUGGCCCCAAGUGAAAGACCCCUGAUCUAGAGGGUUUUGAUUAUUCGCUAAAUAUAGCAACAAAGCAGCAAAGGUAGAAACACCAAUAUCUCCUGCUCCGUCUUCUUAUUCUCUGACAGACUAGGUGUGUUAAGAAAUGAAGUUAUGACGUAUCCUAAUGACAAACUACAUUCACAGACAGUCCCAUUAUGUGUUUAUGAGAGAGGGUGAACAGAUAGCACCAAAUCUAUUUAUGGCGGUCGGCUGUAAGAGGCAACGUUUAUCAAAUGUAAUUGUUUAAGACCAAUCGCAUUAUAGUCAGCUACACUGCAUGUGUUUGUGCUUGUGUUCGUCAGCCCAAAUGUUUGUUGCCUCUCUCUCCAAUUACAUUUGCAGUAGGCCACUGAGAUAUUAUGCAAGGUUAUGCUGGAUGCAAGUUGAGGUUGAUCAGUCAUUACCCUGUGGAGGAGUCUGUGACAUUUAAAAUGGCAAAAAGCCAAGACUCACUCCCUGUAAUAAGGGAAGUGCAUAAUGGUUUAUGUUCACAUCCUGUGAACAUUCGUAUCUGUGUGCACACUUGUUUUUAACCCGAAGGUUAUUGUGGACGUUGAAAGCUCUUUUGAUUGAAUGAACACAGAUUUCCUGGAGCCAUACUUUCUGUAGAUCUGUCACUUACCUGACACCCUGGUCAAAUACUAAAUGAAAAACACAUACGUUUCAUACCUAAUCUUGUUUUUAAUUUAGGGACAUGUUUGCAGGAGACCAUUUUAACUGAAAGUGUAUCUAAACUGCGUAAUUUUGUCCAUUUACAUAGUAAUAAUAUGUUUGGAGCCUUAAAAUGCAAAGUUUUGGAAGAUAUCAUUACCGUUUCUGUCUGGCUUUUAAAAAGGAUAAGCUGUAAAAAAAAAAAAAAAAAAUAGCAUCAAGUUGAAAAAUUAAAGGAAGAACGUUCUAAUAUGAGAAACAGAAUAAAGUUGCAAGUUUUUGAAAAUUAGGUUGGGGAAAAAGUUAUAUUAUCGUGAGAAUAAAGUCAAAAUAUGACAAUACGAGAAAGAAAAACAAAAAGUGAGAGGAAAUAUAAAAAAAAAAAAAACUCAGCAAAAACAUGUAAUGUAAGGAGAAAAAAUUCAGACUAAUAAUACGCUUUGUCACCAAUAAAGCUGUGUUUGUGGCUCUCGCAUCCUUUGAUUUUUCAGGAUGCGACCUUUGGUGGAAAAAGUUUGGACACCCCUGCCUUAAAGUAAUGUAACGCUAUUGUGAUGUACCAAUGUUUGGAAACAAAGACAAGCACAACGUCAAAUUAAAAGAACAAAAAAAUCCUGACUCACCAUUGGUACAAGCCUUGUGUUUGUUUUGACAGAAGAUGAUAAUAUUGGGGUUUCUAUUACAUCAUCACCUAAUUUGCAUAAUUGUCCAUGACGCAAAACUAAAACAACCGGAUUUUUUCAAAAAUUCAGUGUUUGUGUAUGGACGGGUAUAAAUGAGCUUUUUGGUUUGUGCUAUAAGAAAUGUGCAACAUGAUCUCAUGUUUGUCGAUCUUAUUUAACAACAGAACAUGAAGAACAUGACUAACAAGUGUUGGUUUCAUUUUGUGCAGCAGUAAAUGCGCAUGCGUGCGCCUGAUAACAUACUGUACAUGGGCGAUUAAAGAAACAUUCAUGAUGUUUCCUGUGGUCCAAUUAAGUGUGCACAGAUUUUAAAGAUAAUCUACAUGUCAUUGUAGAUCUAAUACUGUAUAUCACUAUCCUGUCGAACAGAUGUGUUCGUCAGUAUAGUUCGUCAGCUAACCAACACAGCUGUGGUAUAUCUGUAUAAAGUGUGUUAAGAAGCAGAGUUACGAUGCCACCUGUUAUAAUUAUAAUGUGUUUGUGAGCAAAGGAGUACAUGUCACGCCAAAUGUAAAUUUAAAAAAAAGUUUGGACAAAAUCUAUCUGUGGCAGUCCAUGUGGAUUAGUGGCGGGCUACCACAAAUGAAUGAAUAUAUGGGAAACACUGGUAUAUGCAGUAUCAUUUUUAUAGUACUAUGCCUUGAGAAGAUUCACUGUAUUAAAAAAAUAGUUGCUGGAGUGUGAGGGGUUUAUUUACUUUCACGAUUUACUGUAUGUAUCUUGGGUCUUGCUCUACAAGCCAUCGAUUUGUUUUAUAUCUUUGUUUUAUUUCUGAAGCCACCAUGGAGUUGCAAAUGAAGAAAGCCAAUCACACAACAAAUGUCUACCUUUCUCUUGGGGCGGUGAUGAUUUCCCCCUCUUAUUUCUUUCCAGUGAUAUUUCUCCUGUACUGUGCACUACUGGGAAAUAGAAAGAGGGGAGAGUGACUGAAGACCUGCUUUUGGUAUUCAUUCAUAUUUUCCACUUAAUAUUCAUAGAUUUACUGGCCAGCCUUGAUAUAGAAGAGAACUUGUAUCUUUGGACAGAGCCAUGCCCAAAACUGAUGUUUCAGCUCCAAUGAGCCCAGCGAAUGAAGGGAAGUGGGAGGGGAAUGUGAGUGCAGGGUUUCAUGUGUUCUCCAGUAAAUGAGAGGCAGGCCUUGAAGGUUACAGGCUGUGUUUAUUAUGGCUCUGUCAGCCGGUUAAUGGGGAGACGAGGUGAGGAAAGGAGAGAGCUGAGCUGUUGAGCUGAAAGGAAAGCACACAGGCUUGGAAACCCAGAGCAAUACAUUUUCCUCCUCUAGAUCUUCCUGGUCACUCAGAUUGAUAACAGUCUGAUACAAUGAAUACCUAUUCACUGAUAACUGUGUGUAAAAGAUGACUUUCCUUUCUCCCUCUGAAUAUUUUUUAUGACUCAACAUUGUCUAAAAGUAUACAUAGGCUCCAUAGUUCAUUGUAUUUUUGAGCAUAUGAACCUGUUCUAACAAGAAUUUAAAUUUUUGAAGCUUCUUGAAAAAGAUUUGUUGCUAAAAAUACCCUGUACUAUUGUUACUACCAACACUGGGCCUACAUUUUUUUACCUGCAAAAUCAUUACACAAUCCUUAAUCCUUAAACUGUGUUUACUUGUGCAUAUUUGUGUAUAUUUUAUUCCCAUUGAUUUCUUAAGAAGGUGUGGAUCUGGAUGAAACCUUACCUCCUUUUAACUUCCAAGAAAAUGCACAAAAGGGAUUUUCCAAGUUUAAAUUGGAGUUGUUUGUAUAUUAGUAUAUUUCUCACAGUGGGUGGUGUUUGGCUCCUCUGGUGUUUUUACCAAUGCCUUUCUGUGUUUUUGUCAUGUAUUGAUCCAUGUGCCCACUUUGUUAGCUGCUAUGAUGCCUGACAGGAGCUUCCAUGUUGUGGAAAGACAGGUUAUCAGCUGAUUCUUGGAUGGGGCUGGUCCCAUCUGGGGGUCUUUCAGAAUCAGGACUGUUCGCCCCUUGGCCAGCCAUUCAGGGUGGAUCCCAUCCCUCAGCAGUUGGUUCAUUUGUGCUGCUAGGCGCUCAUGGAGUGAAGUUAACCAGUAGGUGUGAAUCAUUUCUGGGCCAGGUGCUGUCCAGUUCUUCAUGCCUGAGAUUCUUUGUUGGAUGUCUGCCACUGUGAUGGUUACUGGACCUUGGUCAGGGAGGGUGCUGUGGUCUGUCUGCUCUUAGAUCUUUUAACCACUGUGCUUCACUGUUAUGUGAUGCUUCCUUCUCCCAUAUGCCUUUCCAGUAUUGUUUAGUAUCCAGCCUUGGUGGGUUAGUUCUUGUGGUAUUACCCUGCCACAAGAACUUUACACUUUAGCUGGGUUAGUGGAGAAGAGCCUAUUUAUUUUCCUGGCUUCUAUUUCUCUUGUGUAUCUCCUCAGUCUUGCAGCCAAGGCUUGGAGUCUAUGUUUGGCAGUUUCCAGAGCCUCAGGUAUGGGCAUCUGACUGUACCUCUUGGGUACCCCUUUUCUGGUUGCACCUUUCUGGAGUUCUGACAAUUGGCUUACUUCCAUCCGUGUUGCCUUGAUUUUGGCUUCCAACCUUCUCCGCCAUGGUGGCUCCUCCUUGACCUUCAUGUUAUCGCUAUGUUUGCCAAGCAUCUCCAGGACCACUGUUGCUGUACUGUAUAUAUCACCUCAUUGGUUUCAGUGAUUGUCGUAGUAGGGAUUGUUCUUAUUGCUGCAUUCACAUCAGCUAGGAGAGUUUCUGGUGGUACUUCAGUCAUUCUCGCUAGUCUGUGUCGGGGUUGACAGGAUCAUCUUAGCCAUGACCUUAUCUCUCAAGUCAGUUACUCUCUCAUUCUGUAACUGGGUCUUGGUACCCAAUCUCUGGGGGGCGUUAACUCCCCCUUCUGACCUAUCGUCCAGAGCAAUCUAGCAAGGGGGAUCUCCAGCUGUGAUAGCAGUUGCCGUUUGCGUAUGUUGGAACGUUGAGCCACUAGCUGUUUUGGUGUCAAUGUAGACUGUGGGUAUCAAAGUAUCCAUAUGCUUCAUGUAGCCUUGCUCAUUAGGGUUACUGGACUAGAAGCUUGUUCGCAUCUCAUGUCCAUUGCCGUCUGUUUCGUGUUCCAAUAGUUUCUCGUCAUAAUGCCCAGGUUCCUCAGCACCUGACGCAGACCUUGUUGACCUGGGUGACGUGUCUCUGUUCUGUAUCAUUCAUCAUGAGGUAGUUAGGUGGUAAGCUAAGGGUUGCCUUAGCUAAUAUUCAAAGUCCACCAAAUAUAGUGGGAAAAUAUAAGAAAACGUUAGCAUAAACAUAGUACAGUAACAUUCCAAUAUAAAAUAAGGUAAUAAAUAAGAUUACUGUAAAUAAAACUGAAAAACAGAAACAAUCCUACCGUUCACGAGAUGUCUUGAUCAGGAGCGCAAGUGGAGGCAGGAAGGAGGAGCCUGUCUCUCACACAAACUCACGUACGUGCUGUGAGAUGAGCCAAUGAGAUGAGAGCGUAGGCGGUGCCCCGAUAAUCAGCCAAUGAGAUGAGAGCGGAGGCGGUGCCCCAAAAAUCGGGUCUCGCAACAUCAGACACCCACCCCCGGUGACCCAGCCGGGGUUGAUCAUGCCUCGGCUUGCGUCCCAGUAGCAACCCACGGAUCUGCCCUUCUGAGCCACAGCCACCUUGUGGCUUUCUCUGCAGCUUCGCUUGCGGAUUUGAUGGCCCUCUUCUUGGCCGCCCCUGUUAUACCCAGACGGCCUAGGACUUUGCAGAGAGAACGUCCUGUAAAGCCUUUACAGCCAACUUCUAUUGGCUCGUAAAAUGUCCUCCAGCCCUUUCUCCUGCACUCCUCCACCAGUUCCUGGUACUUGGCACGUUUCCUUUCGUUGGCUUCCUCAAUACGCUCUUCCCAGGGCACUGUCAGUUCCAGCAUGAUCAGAUGUUUUGAAGCCUCCGAGGUAAUGAUCAUGUCUGGCCGGAGAGACGUUGGUGCAAUGUGCUGGGGGAACCUCAGCUGUUUUCCCAGGUCAACAUGUAAGUGCCAAUCAGUGGCUGAGUGGAGGAGUCCUGAUGUACUCUGUGGACAUGCCCGGGGUCUCUCUCCAGCUUUGAUGAAGGGGACUGCCUUGAUCGGAGCAUGGCGGUUUUUGCUGGUGCUGAUGGCCGAGGCUAUGCUUUCAGCAACUGCUUUCAGAACCUGGUCAUGGCGCCAGCGGUAGCAACCAUCAGCCAGGGCCUUUGUGCAGCUGCUGAGGAGAUGUUCCAGGGAGCCUCUUCCAGAGCAAAGGGGGCAGGACGGUGUCUCAUUCUUCCCCCACACAUGGAGGUUCGCUGGCGUCGGGAGGGCGUCGUAGACUGCCUGCACAAGGAACCGGAUGCGGUGGAAGUCUGCCUGCAUGAUGUUCGACCAGGUGACUUUACGCAGCAACGUGCUCCAUCUUGUCCAGGCCCCUUGCUGCCAGAGUCCCACUACCCUGCUCACUCGCUAUAUAUAUAUUAAUUAAUAUAUAUGUAAUUGUAUAUAUAUAAUAUAUUUUAUGUAUAUAUAUAUAUAUAUAUAUUUUACACACACACACACACACACACACACACACACACACACACCAACUACUGGUUAACAGAACUGUCACCCGAGACUGCAAAACCAGACAGACAAACUUGUGCACUGCCUGGAUUGGUUACCAGAAAGCCUAUGACUCAAUGCCGCAUACACGGAUCCUGGAAUGUCUGAAGCUGUACAGGGUCAACACCACGCUAAGAGCCUUUGUUGUAUUGUAUUGUAUUGUAUUGUAUGUAUUUUAUUCAUCCCACAGCGGGGAAAUUUACUUGUUACAGCAGCAAGCAAGCAAGACAAGUAAAGAGAACAGUAAAGUAAAGUAAAGCAUUGUGACUACACAUGGUUCAGGUGGUGCAGGUGUUGUAGACCGUGGGUGUAACAGUCUGCUGCUGAAGGAGCUGCUAAGGGAACCCACAGUGUCAUGUAGGGGGUGAGAGGUGUUGUCCAUGAUGGAUGUCAGCUUAGCCAACAUCCUUCUCUCCCCCACUUCCUCCACGGAGUCCAGAGGACCGUCCAGGACAGAGCUCGCUCUCCUGAUCAGUCUAUUGAUCCUGCUCCUGUCCCUGUCCGUGCUGCCCCCUCUCCAGCAGCCCACAGCAUAGAAGAUGGCUAAGGCCACCACAGAGUCAUAAAAGGUCCGUAAAAGAGUCCUGCACACACCAAAGGACCUCAGUCUCCUCAGCAGGUGGAGGCGACUCUGGCCCUUCUUGUAGAGGGCGUGGGUGUUGACGGACCAGUCCAGCUUGUUGUUAAGGUGAACACCCAGGAAUUUGUAGCUGUCUACUAACUCUAUGUCCGCUCCCUGGAUGUUCACCGGUGUGAAGUGGGAUGUUUUCCUCUGGAAGUUAAUGAUCAUCUCCUUUGUCUUGCUGGUGUUGAGCUGCAGCUGGUUAAGCUCACUCCAGCUGACAAAGUCCCUGAUGACCGUCCUGUAUUCCAGAUCAUUCCCCUCUGAAACACAACCAACAAUGGCUGUGUCGUCGGAGAACUUCUGGAUGUGACACUGUGUGGAGUUGUGUGUGAAGUCCGAGGUGUAGAGGGUGAAGAGGAAAGGGGAGCAAACUCAAUGAGGCUGUGGUCCACCCUUGAGGCCAACUUCGAGCCAAUUGCGCGAGGCUGUGGUCCACCCUUGAGGCCAACUGCGAGCCAAUUGCACAAGUCUCCAUCAAAUGUGCCAUAUACCAAGGAGAUGCUCUGUCCCUGCUGCUGUUCUGCAUAGGCCUGAACCCCCUCAGCCAAUUAAUCAACAAGACUGGCAAUGUAUACCGACUUAAGAAUGGGGCCACCAUCAGAGGGUAGAAUAGUAGAUGUUGAGGAGAGUUACAAGUACCUUGGAAUACCACAGGCAAAUGGUAACCAUGAAGAGGCCACAAGGAAAGCUGCAACGGUCAGGUAUCUGCAACGUGUAAGGCAAGUCCUGAGAAGUCAGCUCAAUGGCAAGAACAAGAUCCGGGCAAUUAACAGCUUUGCCCUGCCAGUGAUCAGAUACCCUGCUGGGAUAAUAAGCUGGCCAAAGGAGGAAGUUCAGACCACAGAUGUUAUAACACAGAAGCUGCUCACCAUGCACGUAGGGUUCCAGCCCAAAUCCAGUAUCCAGAGGCGAUACGCUAAGCGCAAAGGAGGAGGCCGAGGAUUAGUAAGCAUCAGGACCACUAUCCAAGACAAAACAUCCAAGCUCCACGAAUACAUGAAGAAGAUGGCCCCAAGAGAUGAAGUACUUAGUGAAUGUCUCAGGCAGUGGAAACUGGAAAAGAAGGAGUUGGAGGAACCAUCAUGGGAGGAAAAACCCCUGCAUGGGAUGUACCACCGACAGAUAGCUGAAGUGGCGGAUAUGAACAAGUCCUACCAAUGGUUAGACAGGGUUGGACGUUGGACAGCACAGAGGCGCUAAUCAUGGCAGCACAGGAGCAGACCUUGAGCACUAGAGCAAUAGAGGCCCAGAUGUACAACACCAGGCAGGAUCCCAGGUGCAGGCUGUGCAAAGAGGUCACUGAAGCAGUCCAGUACCUAAUAGCAGGGUGUAAGAUACUGGCAGGAAAAGAAUACAUGGAAUGCCAUAACCAAGUAGCCGGUAUAGUGUACAGAAACGUCUAUGCAGAAUAUGGACUGGAGACCCCUAGAUCGCAAUGGGAAACACCUCCCAAGUUGGUGGAAAAUGAGAGGGCUAAGAUCCUGUGGGACUUCCGAAUACAGACCGAUAAGAUGGUUGUGGCCAACCAACCGGACAUCAUAAUCAUGGAUAAGCAGCAGAGGACAGCCAUUGUGAUCGAUGUAGCCAUCCCCAAUGAUGGCAAUAUCAGGAAAAAGGAACACGAGAAACUAGAGAAAUACCAAGAGCUCAAAGAAGAGCUGGAGAGAGCCUGGAAGGUGAACGCAACAGUGGUGCCAGUGGUCAUGUCCAAGUGAUGAAGAUGGCUUCACAAAGGGCAUAAACUGUCUGGAACUGAUUGUCAUUUUUUUAAACUUCCCUUGCUAUCCAUCCCCAAAUGUUCUCUAUGGAAUUUAAAUCAGUGGAACAUGCAAGAUGGUCCAAAAGAGUGAUGUUAUUCUCCCUGAAUAAGUCCUUCGUCAAGCGAGCAUUGUGAACUGCAGCAUUGUCCUGUUGAAAAACCCAGCUGUUACCACACAGAUGAGGACCCUCAGUCAUGAGGGAUGCCCACUGCAACAUCUGCACAUAAAGGCCCUGUCACACCUUAAAGAUUUAGCCAGCUUACGCCAACGUAUGAAAAAUUUGGCCAAUACGCUGGCGUACGUCGAAUAAGUUACGUGUAAGUUUUGCAUAUGUUAACAGCACGCGGAAGCACGCGAGCAUACGUCUAAGUCGUCCAAAAAUGUUGUGUCUGCAUAAAACCUUUCGACGUAUGUCAACGUUUGAUUCAUACGUCCCGCAUCCGCGGUCAAUAAGUUAUGCCAUCGUUCACUUCGUUCACACACGUUAUUUGUAAGUUAUGCACUUAUACUUAAACCUCAUUAAGAUCUAAAUGUGCAAAAUGCAAAUUCUAGCAAUUUUUCAAUUGGUCUUAAGAUUUUGAUCAGGUCUGUAUAUCGAUCUAACAUAAUUUAAAAGGUAAUCAAUCGAUUGCAUCGAUACUAGGAAAUGAAGCAUUAGAUUUAAGCACGGCAGGUUUUAUAUGGACGUAAAAGACGUUAAAUCUUACAGUCUGCCUGUCGGUGACAUCAUCGUCUUCCGGGUAUGUGGUGGUCAUGGGAGUUGUAGUUGACCUGUGAAAGACCGUUGAUUUGCUUCUUUUUGUCAGUUCAUUCACUUCAUUCAGUAUUCAUAUUUAACUCGUCUGGACUUAUUUGAAACUCCUUUUAAGUGACAUUUUGGAGGACAAAAUGCAAAGUAAGGACGUUUUGUAUGCCUCUGGAUGGUAUGGUCCAGUAGCAGUGACGCUUAGUGACGUCAUCAUCCAGCACGGCGUGUCCAGGUCAAAACAGAAGUAGAAUGUUCCAAAUACAAUUCCUAAAUACAACACUGUGCGUGUGCGCUCAGUUUAGAGAGUCCGUGGGGGACGUCCUUACAAAUGCAUUUCAUUUCAUUCGUAUCCAGAAAAGUACAACUUUAAGCCUUUCAAACUCAAGGAUUGGCGCUUCAGGACAAGAUAAAAGGUAUAUAGGAUAUAAAUUCACUAUAAUAUCUGUGUGCAGAUGAAAUGUAAUUAAAAUCUGAUGUUGCACAAUAUGUUAAUUUGGCCCCGGAAUUACUGCAUACAUGCAAUUAGUAGUGUGGCAUGGAAACAAAUACAGCAUGUUGCUGCACCAUUAUUACACUUGAUUUUUUUUGCUGGACUUUUUGAUUAAUCAAAAAAUUUUAAAUGAAUACUCUGCUGACUUUUAAAACGAACUUCAAUUACAAAUUUGAAUGGUCCUUACACACACUGUUUGACCCAGAGAGACUUAUGUGUAUGACUUUCUCCGACGCUGCACAUGUAUUUUCUAUUCUUCCUUUCACCUGGUCCUUGUUCACAAACGUUAAUGCUGUGAACAAGCAUUAAUGCACAGAGGUGAGGUUUAAUAACGUUAACUAUCUGCUGCUGUGCGUUUUCUCUCUGGGGGUGGAUGAGUUUCGCCUUGAGUUCCUCAAGGCUCUGGACUUUGAGGGACUAUCUUGGCUGACACAUAUCUUCACAUAUCUUCUGCAUGGAACAUUGCCUCUGGAUUGGCAGACUGGGGUGGUGGCCCCCCUUUUCAAAAAGGGUGACCGGAGGGUGUGUUCCAACUAUAAGGGGAUUACACUCCUCAGCCUCCCUGGGAAAGUCUAUUCCAGGGUCCUGGAGAGAAGGGUGCAACCAUCCGUCGAACCUCGGCUCCAGGAGGUGCAAUGUGGUUUUGCAUCCCGGUCGCAAAACACUGGACCAGCUCUACACCCUUGCAGGGGUACUGAGGGGUAAAUGAGAGUUUUCCCAACUGGUCUACAUAUGCUUUGUGGACUUGGAAAAGGCAUUGGGAGUACGGGAUUGGUGGCGUGCUACUACGUGCCAUUCAGUCCUUGUACAACUGGAGCAGGAGCCUGGUCCGCAUUGCCAGCAGUAAGUCAAGCCUGUUUUCGGUGAACAUUGGCCUCUGCCAAGGCUGCGCUUUGUCACGGAUUUUGUUCAUAAUUUUCAUGGACAGAAUUUCUAGGUGCAGCCAAGGUGUCAAGGGAUCUCAUCUCUGCUAUUCGCAGACGAUGUGGUCCUGAUGGCCUCAUCGGGCUGUGACCUCAGUGUUUAUUGGGGUGGUUCACAGCUGAGGGUGAAGCUUCUGGGAUGAGACUCAGCACCUAUGUCUGAAGUAUGCCCAUUUUUACCUUAUUUAAUUAACAGAACGAUAAAUGACAGGACAGUUAAGUUAACAUAUGGCACUAUCUUUUUGACACGAGAUUAACGUGCGCACGUCUUAUUUGAACCUCGGCCCACACCGUAGUUUGAGGAAGUAGCUGUGACAAUGAAGCCACAAGCAGGAACAAAUAUUGAGCAGAAAUGGACAAGGAAAAGGUAAUUUUGAUUGGUAAAUUAAGCUUCAAAGCACUGGCAGAUUGCUCUCACCUGCCAGAAAGAAACGAGCUGCGAGAAAGUACUGAAGCACUGCCGGUAUUUUUUAUUCUCAUUUAUGUAGUGGCAUCUUGGCAUACAAGUGUCCCAACGAACGAGUGUUUUUUAGAUGCGAGCCGUCCCUCGAGAUGGGUACGAGCUGCUAAUUAACGCCAGGCAUAGCCGAGGAUAGCUAUUUGGGGGCUUAUGUCAUGGUACCAUGGCUUAAGAGCUAGCAAUGCCAGUAUUAGCAGCGACUACAGUAUCACCGGGAAAGAUCAUCAGUAUAACAUGCGUACAUUAUAGCUAUCUGAUUUAUGUUAUUUAUUAUUUACUGUGUAAAACUAAGACAACAUCAAGUUAAAAGCACGAAAUGAAUACAGACCUACCAUCCACCAGUAUGAGCCUGGUCUUUCAAUGUUAUUGUUUUUCAGGGAGGUUGUUUGCUGAACAAAUAUGCACAUUAGCACUCAAUAAGGUGAUCAAAUCUUAUGUUUGUGCAUUCCCAUAUAGUAUCAGCACAUACUGUAUGAGGUGAAAGAAAAAGGGUAAAAAUACAGUAUAGUUAGUCUAUUUUGACAGCAUGGGACAGAGUUACAUGGUGCAUUCAAGGACCGUCAAACAAAAUGGGACAAAGCGCUGAAAGAGAUUUACAUCCCUACUUAUAAUAGAUAAAAACUUAUUUAUAGCUGCGAUUAUGUGUGAUUAAUUAUGAUUUAACUAUGAACAAAAUGUGAUUAAUCACGAUUAAACAUUUUAAUCGAUUGACAGCCCUAAAUUGUAUGUAUUAACAACUCCAAAUGAACUGAAGAUGUCAAUCAAUCUAAAAGAUACCACACAAGUCUAAAUAUCCAUUUGUCUAACACUAGUCUCUUUUAAUAGUAGCAGAACAUUUUAAUCAUACUUUAAACCAUGUUAUUAUGAGCUAAAGGGGUUGUGUUCAAAAACAUCACGUAAUUUAAGGUAAAUUUACUUGUUUUUUUUCCUACAUACUUAAAUGUAGCAAAUUGUACAUCCAAAUUAAGAGUUACGAAGUGAGUGAUAAGAAUAUCCACUUCAUGUUUUUCUUAUCUUCCUGUUUUCAAACACACACACAUUAUAAAGCCCUUUUUUAAAAUGUUUAAAAUGUCCCUGAACGCGUCCCUCGUUGAACGAUGCAUGUCGUUCCCAGGAUGAAGGGAUUAGAUACAUGUGUGAGUUGGAGAUACAUACAGUAUAUGGUGUUGGAAUUGUACUGCUGUUGAUGUGCUCAGGUCACAAUAAAGUUAUCAAAAAGUAUCACACUCUGCAUGCUUGCUCCGGUGCGCAUGCGUUAAUUACACCAAAAAAAAUUAAUUAUUGAAAUACAUGUAAAUGAGUUUCUGCCGUUACCGCAUUAUUUUUAACAGCCCUAGUAGAAACCUUUCAUUUUCAUCAUACAGCAUAUUAGUUGUUGUCCGAUGACAAUCAUGUCCACACUUUUGACCAUUUCAAAUAACUGUACUGUCCAUAUUGUCCAACUUCUGUCAAUACCCGUGCCCGCCGGCUACGUGUGAUUAUGUCGUGGUUUUAUUGAGUAUCUUUACUGGCUGAUGGAAGACUCCAUCAAACAUAAGUGCCCACUUUCCGUUUGUGAAAGAGUGUAGCUUAACAACAUGGUCAAGGUAACCCGAUGCUGUUAUAAUCAUAUUUAUAAAGCAAGUGACAACAAGUCUGAAUAAUACAUGUGUGAUGUUUUGAUCUGGUCUUAUUUCACUGAGCCUGAGUCUGAUUGAUGCUUAAAUGUCAAAAUUGGGUCAAUAAAAUUGCUAUUAUACAGGGUCAGGCAAAUUGAUCUGACACAUUUGUAGAUUAAAUAAGAGGCAAAUAAAGUGAAGAAACAAAGUGUUUUUAUUUUCGAAAAGUACAUAUAAGACCAGCUUGAAACACGAUCUUGUUAUGGGUUACCAACUUCUGAGCUACUGGAUCUGCAUUGAAUGUGUGGACAAUAAUGAAUCCCAUUUGACUGAUUAAAUUUUUAAAACAUAAUGAAUCAGAAUGGCAUUAUAUGUACUUUUCGAAAAUAAAAACACUUUCUUGUUUCUUUACUUUAUUUGCCUUUUAUUUAACCUACUAAUGUGUCAGAUCAUUUUGCCUGACCCUGUAUUAUGAAUUAUGCUGAUGUCAGAGUAAAAUGUCAUUGUUCUGCUUUGGUGACAUGACUUUUGUGGAAGUGUAUUGCGACUCCCAGUUUGCAACUAUUAUUUAUAGGAAGUCAGAGAUGCACUAGUUUAGACAUUAACAUUUUGAAAUGUUAAAUGUACAUGUGCACCAUUCACUGAAGCCUGUGAAAAGAUUGUUAUCCCGGUACAGUAGAUCCUGCCAUCAUUCCCGGACCACCUGAAAAUGGCCAAAGGCCAUGUGUAACUGGUGACAUUGAUGAAACUGAUGCCCAUAAAAAUGUCAAUUUUUGACAUACGGUUCGCUCCUACUCCCCCUCCAAACCCACCUGCUAACUUGACGUUGACAUUGUCCUCCGAUUUCGGACCAACAUUUGCAAUAAGAGUGACCGUUGUAAUUACAGUGGUACCUUGGUUAACGUCCGCUCUGGUUAGCACGUUUUUCCGUUAACAUCCAACAUUUUUUCUAAAAUUUUGCCUUGGCAUGCGUUCGCCCGUCCAAUAUACCGUCCGCUUUGUUUACGCCGCAAUCUUCGAUCAUGCGAAACCUUGUGCAAUGCACAUUGUUGGUGUACAUUGUCGCCACCACUUCUUGCAUCCGUUAAGCAGUCAUGGUGUUAUUACACUACGCAACAGCAGGCAUUACUCUUGGCUUCAUUAAUUCCAUUAUUUACAAAGGACCUACUUGAGAAUUCCCCCUAACUUGCUCCAAGAGGUGGUGGAAAAGUUAAACCAUUCAUGUGAAUGAGACACGCUGUGAUAUGCACCACCCGCAUUGUUUGCACAUAGGUUGCGGUGCAUUUGCGGUGCUUUUAUGGAUUUUACAUUCGUCAAAUUUGACAGCAGCAGUAUAUUUCUUUGGUGAACAAAUUGCUCUGAUACAGUAUGGUUGGGGUCCUUAUUUGUCCAAGGGUGUCUACUACAGUUUAAAACUGUAAAACUGUGCAUGUAAAAAGCCUUCAACAGACCUCUCUGCAUAGAUUUUUUGUGGCAUGAGUGCGGAAAUAGUUUUUUUCUUUAAAAAAAAAAGGGAUUCCCCUCCAAGUAUAAUCCUUCCCCUAUAAUAUGUGUUUCAUGUUAACAUUUUUGGGUGUCUGGAACGAAUUAAUUGGAUUUACAUAAUUUUCUAUGGCAAAAUUUGCUUUGGUUAAAGUCUGUUUUGGUUUGAGUCUAACCCUCUGGAACGGAUUAAUGACUUUAACCAAGGCAUGCAAUGUUAGAUUCGAUUCACCUUCAGAACCCUCCCCUUUUCUCUUCAAUAUGCCUCACACACUUACGAAACACAUCUCAAAGUUUAAAAUGUAAAGGCACUCUCCACUAAUGGAUGAUAAAGUAAUAUGAUCCAUGAACAGAUGGAGUCAGAGUAACAGUGUACAAGUUAUAUAGUUUCACUUUUCCAUCUUACAGCAACUAUGGUGCAUUCAAGGAUCACCAGACAAAGUGUGAAAUCUCAACUCUUGAUAAAAAACAUGAUCAGUGAAGCAUACAGACAUAAACAUGUAAAAAUUGUCAACUUUCUUUUUAACAGCGGCACAUGUAUGCUGUACAUUUUACAUAUACUAUCACAUAUUUACAAAUGAUUACCGACUUAGUGUGAAUGAGAUGGGUUUUCUGUGAAACUAUUUUCAGAGGGGGAAAAAAAAAACAUUUCCAAAUUGUGGGGCCGUGAAUGCUGAAUCGCAGAUGUGGUGCACGACAUCUGUCAUACAACAGUGUUUUUGUAAAAUACUAUGAAACUUUUUUCUUGCUUCUCAUCAUCAGACUGCGACAUUAUAUACUCAUUAAAUCCCAGCCAUUUUUCAAAAGACAACCCCUUCAGUACCGGUCAUUUUAGACGAUUUUGACUGAUCUUUGAAGGCACACAGAAUAUUGUAUUCUAUAGCUAUAUAAACAUGGAACCUACCAAAAGAAAGAUGAGACUCCCAUCUUUUAUCAGGAACAAAACGUUUGUUUCUACCUUUUUUCGUUCUUUAUUAAUCAGCAGAACAAACAGUAGGUAAGUUUCAGGAAAAUAUCAGUUCCCGACUAAAAAAGAGAAACAAGCUUUUUGUGAAAAGAUACAUUUCAAGUGUAACUUUCACUUUGACACAAAUAGUUUUUGCUUUUGUGACAGCUCAAAUAUCUAAACAGCUACACCAACAUAACACAAAAAAGGAGUGGUUUUACAUCAAAAUAACAAUUUAUUUACAAAUAUAACAUCAUGAAAUACAGUGUUCCCUCGUUUAUCGCGGGGGAUGGGUUCCCAAAAUAGCUCGCAAUAAGUGAAAUUGGCAAAGUAGCCAACUUGAUUUUUUUUUUAACAAUUAUUAUAUAUGUUUUAAGGCUGUAAAACCCCUCACCAUACAUUUUUUACACUUUACCCACACAGGCAAUAACAUUUUCUCACAUUUCUUUCUUGUUAAAACAUUUAAAAAAGUUCAAACAUUUGUUUGAAUUUUAAUGAUCAACCUACAGGUUGGACACAAUUAUUAAGUGACUCAUGCGUAUUUCACUCCUGUGACCAUGCCAUUUUGUUUUGGCGCAGUUCUGCCGUACUGUAGCAUUUUUGUAUCUUUGUUAAAAAAUAUUGCUGCAGUCCUCCUCCUGUUGUAGUCCUCCUCCUUCGAACUGAUUAUUCAUUUACAGCAUUCUGUAAUGGCACCAUAUAACCGUGUUGCUUCUACAUUUCUUCAGCAUUUCUUCCAGAAGUCGAACUUUUUGUGCGAUGGUUAGCAUCCUCCUCUGCCUUUUUGGGCGCAGAACAUUUCGUAGACAUUUUGUCGGGACGAAUUUGCAAACAUACAAAGACUUGCAAGCUAGCAAGCAAAUAAGCUAGCAAUGACACAGGAGACAUGACACAGCGGCACAAAGGAGAUUGAUUGACAGUGGUCUACAGCCAAUCAGGACGCAGAAGACAAUGGAUGGUGCAGACAUACGAGAGAGGGAAGAGAGAGAGACACUCAACUUCCCACAAUGCAAUUCUUGUUAAAGGGCCAGGCUUGGCCUGUAAUAUACAGGCUUGACCUAUAAUAUAAAAAAAGAAGCACUAAAAAAAUUCAGUGAAACAGCAAAUCCGCAAAAGGUGAACCGUGAAAGAGCGAGGGAACAUUGUAUUUAAAAUUUUCACAUUUGGAACUUAACUGUGUGUGCACAUGCGUGUGUGUGGGUGUGUGCAUGUGUUAAUGGUGUGUGCAUGUGUUAAAAUGUGCCUACAAUGAGUGACCUUGUGCACGCUGCACUCCUCCACGCUCUUUCACUUUCUCCUCGUUGUCAUUUGUGAUUCUUCUAUUCACAUGAUCCCUGCCCAGCUCAUAUCAAAUGCACUUCUGCCAUCUUGUGGCCGGCUUAAAAGUGCUCUGAUUUUAAAUGCAUUAGUGGAGAGUUGCGUCAUCAACUUUGUUUGCCUCUCGCGCAAAAAACGUAAAAGACAUAUACGUUGUUGAGGUCGAGUGUUCGGGUUUAUAAAAAUGUAUAACUACGUCUUUGGUAUUGAAUGAGUUAAUGUUGGGCACACAGCAGAAAGAAAACCAUAGCAACAUAAAAAACAAAAACAUAGUAACAUGAAGAAUGAAAAACACAGCUGAAAAGUACAGACUGCUACCUUGAGCCCUCUGACAUGUCUUAGGAUGUCGCCUGAAUGCACUUGUGAACAAGAUCACCAUCAGUAAUUAGAGGAUCUACAAUUUCUGGAGCAAUUGUGUGUGAAUGUGUGCGCUGAAUGAAGGGAUGAAGGGGAGGAAAACAGAGUCACAUUAACAACAGUGAUGUAAACAUUCAUAAAAGUUAACAUUCGCCAAUAAAAUAAAAUGUACAUAAUGUCCACAAACAAUACUAAGUAACUCCAUCCUGUCCAUUUACAUACAUAAUAAUUUAUACUACAAAUGAUAAACUAUUCCACAUGCACAUAUAUUAGUAAGACAUAAGUCAAAUUCCCAAAGUUUAACAACUGAAGUCAAAGAAUUACGGCUUUGCUUCCAAAGAAAAGAAUGACAUCGUUAAUGUUAGCAUGCUACCACUUAGCAUGAACAUAGCAUGAUAGCACCCUAAACAAUAACCCUAACUCUAACCCUAAUCACCAAAUAGUGGAGGCUUCGCAAUUAACAAUAAAAAACAUGAGGAAAAAAUUAUCGGUUCCCAACGAUUUAUUUAUUCCAAAUAUCCAGCUCUAAGAGCCGAUUUGUUCGCAAUCGCCACAUCACUACGUGCAGCUUAGGAGUGAGAGACAUCUUAGGAGGGACAAUGAUUUCAACAUUCUAUCUUGGAGGUGGUCCGAAUAGGAUGAGGAAUGUAAGAAAUACGGAACUUUCCCCAUUAAUUUUCAAUGGGAAAAAAAUCUCGGAAAAUGGGGAAUUGUGGAAAAUGUGUAACUUAAAAAAAUAAUAAAAGUGCUCUGAUUUUAAAUGCAUUAGUGGAGAGUUGCGUCAUCGACUUUGUUUGCGUCUCGCGCAAAAAACGUAAAAGACAUAUACGUUGUUGUCGUUGUCAUUCCCGAAUGAGCUGAACAAUUUGAUGCUUGACUGGUGUGAAUCAGUUGAAAAAUGAAGGCGGCGUUAGCGGACACAAGACAGCGGAAUAAUAAUAAAUAGAUGAAAAACGGCGGAGAAUAUUAUAGUGUGAAUGCAUUUGAAACGCACACAAUUAUCCCUCAGAGGCGGUUGUCAGCCUUCUAUCAGCUGUCAGUGUUUUUGCUCUGCCUGUUUUCAAAAAGAGCAUUGGAUUCUAGAGGUUUUUCCUCUCCCCUGAAAAGAAACAGACAGAUGUAAUAGCCAUUAGCCUGGGGGAGAGACAGCACAGAUGUGUCAACAAGGCUUGACUUUUACAGUCCAAGUGAAGUCUGAGCAAACAGUAGCUGUAAAGAUACCUGUGUGGUUGAGCAGUGAUCCAGGGAUAUAGUUGCAUGGGUUUGCCCCAGGACUCCACACAGAGCGUGACUCUCCUUCUCAUUACAAGAGUGGGUCAGACUAGCCCAAUAUCGAAAAUAAAUAAUGCAAGGGAACACCUAGUGUUGCACCUGAGGGCUGCACCACACUGACAACAGCUGACCAAACCUUCACCUUCACGUAUAAGUAGUUCAGCCUUUUAUAUGCUAUUAUAUGCUAUUUAUACAGUAUCCUCUUAUAAACAAUUAUUAUUUUUUUUAUUCUUACCAUCAGUUAGACCCACAACUAAGAUAAGAAUGCCCACUGUGAGAAUGUAUUGUUUUUUUGUCUUAAUAACAUCAUGAAAACAUCUAUAGUGGAAUAAGCAAGGCAAGUUUAUUUAUCGAACACCAUUCGUGCACAAUCUAAUUCAAAGUGCUUUACAGAAAAGAAGGGUAAAAUCACUUCAGAAAAUCCAUAAAAUCAUUAUCCAUAAAAAAAUAAAUAAAAAUAAGGAGUGUAGAUACUUUCAUACUGUAAAUACUUUCAUUGUUAAAUGCACAGUUGAAUGCAGUUUAAGAUUGGCAAAGUUGUGGAUUGUCGCACAUCUUCUGGAAGACUGUUCCAGAAUUUGGCAGCAUAAAACAAACGCAGCCUCACCGUGUUAAGUCCUGACUCUGGGCGCCCGCAGAAGCCCGCUCCCUGAGCUUCUCAGAGCCUGAGAUGAUUUAUUUGGCUCUAACAUGUCAGAGAUGUACUUUUGCGCAAGACCAUGAAAAGACUUGUACGCAAGCAGAGCUGUUUUAAAGUCUAUUCUCUGAGCGAUGGGAAGCCAGUGCAGAGACCUGAGUACUGGACUAUUAUGCCCAUAUUUCCUGGCUCUAGGCAGGAUUCAAGCACCAGCAUUCUGGAUGUACUGCAGCUGUUUUACUGCUGGUUUAGAGAGCCCUGUGAGAAGGUCAUUAGUAGUCUAGCCUGCUUGAGACAAAGGCAUGGAUUAGUCUCUCUAAAUCAGGAUUAGACACUUUUCCCUUUAUUUUGACAAUGUGUUUUAGGUGGUAAAAACCUGCUGAUGUUAUUGAUGUAAUGUGGCUGUUAAAGUUCAGGUCUGAGUCCACUAUUAUCCCUAGAUUUGUAACCAGGUGAUUAGGUUUUAGAGAAAAAGUCUCAAGGUGGCUAAUAACACUUUCUCUUUGUUUCUGUGGACCAAAGACAAUGAUUUCAGUUUUGUCUGAGUUUAGCUAGAGAAAGUUGUUUUCCAUCCACACACUGAUCUGUUCGAUGCAGUCACAAAGUAAAUCUGCAGGACCAUGUUCACCUGCCCCCAGGUACACGCAGAUCUGAGUGUUGUCUGCAUAGUUGUGGUUGGACACGUUGCAGCUGCGUAUUAGUUGGCCUAAAGGAAGCAUGUACAGAUUGAACAAUAGGGGGUCCCAGGAUUGACCCCUGGGGAACCACACAGGUCAUAGCCAUUUGGUCUGAGACACAGUUACCAAUUCCAACAAAGUACUCUGUCCUCCAGAUAGGACUUGAACCAGUUUAGAGCAGUACCAGAGAUUCCCACCCAGUUUUCUAACCUCUUGAAAAGGUCACACGGUCAACUGUAUCUGUAUCAAAGGUAGCGCUCAGGUCUAGCAGAACUAAAAGUUAGAUUUUGCCUGCAUCUGUGUUCAGACCGAUAUAAUUUAUCACCUUGAUCAGAGCUGUCUCAGUGCAGUCGUGGGGCCUAAAGCCUGAUUGGAAAGUAUCAAACACAUUGUUAGAGAGGAGAACGUCAGUAAGCUGUUGGUAUACAACCUUUUCAAAGACUUUUCCCAAGAAUGGCAGGUUUGAUAUGGGCCGAUAGUUGUUCAGUACUGUGGCAUCAAGACUGCUCUUCUUCAGAAGAGGCUUAAUGACAGCUGUUUUUAGGGCCUUUGGAAAUGUUCCAGUCUGAAGUGAGAUGUUAACUAGAUGAGUGAGUUGUGGGAGCAAACUGUUCAGCGCAGACUUUAGAAAUCUAGUGGGUAACUCAUCAAGGCAGCACGUUGAUGGACCCAGACUGCAGAUGACCUCGUUCAGUGUUUUGUCAAUGACAGGUGUGAAAUGUGUCAACUCGGGGUGUCUAGCUGGCUGCAGAAUAGUUAUUUAUGUUGUGAGAAUAAUUGCAUUUUUUAUACUUUGAACUUUGUCAUGAAAGAAUAUUGCAAACUCAUUGCAUAUAGAUGUAGAAAUGAGUUGUAAGGGCAAUUAACUAGAGGGUUUGUUAAUCUGUUAACUGUAGCAAACAAUACUUGACAGUUGUUGCUACAGUUGGUCAUGUUUUCAGAAAAAUAACUGUCACAUCACAUAGCUUUUCUUUGUAAAGCUUACUGCAUAAUGAACCUGGAGCUUUGACUUGCGCCAUUUUUGUUCGGUUCUCCAGCACUCCCUUUUUUGCCAUGACAGACACUUAUUUUCUCCAUGGCACCUUUUGCCUGUUUUUAAACCAUUCUAACCGUGACAGGAGCAAUGGUAUCCAAAACAUUUACAACACUUGAUGUAGAAGAUAAUCAAUGUUAGAACACGGGGUGUUUUCAGACCUCAUUCUUGCCAUAAACUGUGUCCCUGUACUGUCAUGAAUGAGUCUUCCCUGAACAACUGGACCCAACUUCCAUUAUGGGUGUAACAGACAGGUCCAAGAAAACAAAAAAGUGAUCAGAUAAAGCAAUAUCCACAACAUUCACAUUUGAAAUAGCGACACCCUUGUAAUGAUCAAAUGAAGAGUGUGCCCUUUUUUGUGGGUAGGCUCAGUCACCAAACAUUUCAAGGACAGCAGUGAGUUCUUUAGCAUGCAUGUCAUUAACUACAUCCACAUGCACAUUCAAGUCCUCUGUAAUGACCAAACAGCCAAAAUCAGUGUACACAACUGAAAUGAAUUCAGUAAAAUCGUCAAUAAAACAAAUCUGUGGUGGUUUGUAAAUGGCAAUAUAAAGUAUGGAAGUCUGUUUUAACACCAUUUUGAAAGAAACACACUCAAAAGAAUAAAAAAAGCCCAAAUGACAAUUUUUAGGUGAAUAUAUUGUCUCAGACAAUAGUCUGGUUUUGUCGUGUUUCAGAUAUCAGGUUGAAAUGAGGAGGACUUAACUCAAUCAGGGCAGCAUUAGCUGUGUUUUUGUCAAGCCAUCUCUCAAUUAAAAACAUAAAAUCAAGAUUGUAAAAGGAAAUAAAAUGAUUCAUUACAAAUGAUAAUGAUUAAUGUUAAUGAUCUGACGUUCAGUACAGCAUGUUUAAGAUUAGCUACAGUUGAACUGGACGCUGUGUUCUUGCAGGGGAUGUGGAUUAGAUUGCUUUGAUAAGACAGUCUGUCUGUCUCUUAACUAAUCGAUGUGGUUUGACAGCAGUUAUUGUUUUAGGCGAGAACACUCCCUCCCUGGGCCUCUGGUUGAUAUGAGGUUUAGCAACACAGAGGCCCUUAGUGUCCCUAGACAACAGCAUCGACGCUGUUGAGAAUACCAGCUAUGGGCACCGAUGGUGGAGGCCGAGCAGGGGGAGCUUUGGUUGGUGGAGUGGGCUGAGGAGGGAGAGGGGCCCGUUUCUUUUUUGAGGAUAGAAUCCUUGAUCUUGCCAAGUCUGGAGUGAGGAGAACCAUUUUAAUCCCUGAUUUCACCAAGCUUUCAAGACAGUCAGGAAAUCUCAUAGGUGAUGGUGGAGACAGGAACAGUAGUGAAGCAUCUCCGGAGGUUGUAGGUGCAGCAGGUCGGUCCCAGUCCUGUGGUGAGGCCUGUGGUGAAGGCGAGGGAGGAGCUGCUGCAUCUGAAACCUGAGUUCUAGAUUCUGGAGGAGCAGCCUUGGUUGCUGUGGCUAAAACCUUUGCUGGGUGCUUGGGUGGCGAGGCACUUCUCUUGCGCUUCUUCUCAUCUCCCGGUGGCAGCACAAGAUCUCAUCCAGGCCCAUUGUGAUGCCUCAAAGCAUGGAGGAGGUUAUCUGUCAGUUGUCUCACGCCACACCACCUUUCCUUUAAACAGAUACUCUCUUUGCCAGAAGAGAUUGAAAUUCCCAAUGAAGUGCAGUCCUCUGCACUCUCAGAUUUUGGACAGCCAUGUGUUCAACUGAAGCAGCCGGCUGAAUUUGUUCAUCCUCCUGUCGAUGUUUGGGGGAGGUCCACUGAUGCUGAUACUGAUUGAUAUUGACACCUUAUGAAGACUGUCAACUAAUUCAUUAAGUCCUUUUUUAAGGUUUCAGACUUUCUGGUUUCAGUUGCUUUCUGACAUCCACUGCACCCACACGAACAAUCAGAUGUUUCACCCCCUGGUGUUUUGCCAGUUCCUCAGGUACCAGUUUUGUGAUGUCAGAGACAGUGGCACUUGGAUAGCUGAAAGUAGCUAUUAUGUUUAUGUUAGAUAUGACUCCGUGUCCUCGAGGAAUUCUGUGGGAAGUACUUCGGGAGUAUCGGGUAUCGGACCAGCUAAUUCAGGCUGGUUCCCAGGUUCCUUGUAUGACCAGUGUCAGAGUUUGGUUCGUAUUGCCGGUAAUAAGUCGACCCGUUUCCAGUGAGGAUUGGACUCCACCAGGGCUGCCCUUUGACACCAAUUCUGUUCAUUAUUUUUAUGGACAGAAUUUCUAGGCGCAGCUAGGGCGUUGAGGGGUUCCGGUUUGGUGGAUGCAGGAUUGAGUCUCUGCUUUUUGCAAAUGAUGUGGUCCUGCUGGCUUCAUCGAGCCGUGAACUUCAACUUUCUCUGGAUCGGUUCACAGCCGAGUGUGAAGCGGCCGGGAUGACAAUCAGCACCUCCAAGUCCAUGGUUCUCGCACGGAAAAGGGUGGAGUGCCAUCUUCGGGUCGGGGAUGAGAUCCUGCCCCAAGUGGAGGAGUUUAGGUACCUCGGGGUCUUGUUCACGAGUGAGGGAAGGAUGGAACGCGAGAUCGACAAGCGAAUUGGUGCGGCGUCUGCAGUGAUGCGGAUUCUACAUCGGUCUGUUGUGGUGAAGAGAGAGCUAAGCCGAAAGGCAAAGCUCUCAAUUUACCGGUCGAUCUACAUUCCUACCCUCACAUAUGGUCAUGAGCUUUGGGUAGUGACCGAAAGGACAAGAUCGCGGGUACAAGCGGCGAAAUGAGUUUUCUCCAUAGGGUGGCUGGGCUCUCCCUUAGAGAUAAGGUGAGAAGCACUGUCAUCCGGGAUAGACUCGGAGUAGAACCGCUACUGCUCUGCAUUGAGAGGAGCCAGAGGAAGUGGCUUGGGCAUCUGGUCAGGAUGCCUCCCGGACGCCUCCCUGGGGAGGUGUUCAGGGCAAGUCCGACCGGUAGAAGGCCUCAGGGAAGACCUAGGUCAUGUUGGAGAGACUGUGUCUCCCAACUGCCCUGGGAAUGCCUCAGGAUCCACCGGGAGGAGCCGGACAAAGUGGCCGGGGAGAGGAAAAUCUGGGCCUCCCAGCUUAGGCUGCUGCCCCCGCGACCCGAUCUCGGAUAAGCGGUAGAAGAUGGAUGGAUGGCUCCGUCUCCAAGCACCGGAGUAUCUUUGACCUUGACACUUGGCGCAGUUUUUCUUCAUGGUGAUAGUUUUUUCUCUUUUUAUUAUAAACAGUCACAUUUGGCUCUGACAGUGGUGCAAAUUUGUUUGUUAGCUUUGUUUAAGAUGCUGUUACAUCUCCAUAGCGACUUGGCUUUGGCUUAGCACCAAGUCUAUUAUAAGUGUCUUUACAAAGUCUUGGAAAAGACACAGUAUCGUUUAGGCUAUACAUAACAGUUUGUUCACCCUUUCCUGUGGAGGUAAAUGUGGACAUCUUACUACUGGAUUCCACUGGGAGCGUUGGAAGUCCUUUUUCAGUUUCUCAGGCAAAAAUCCUUGCUUGUAGCGCAUACAUUUCUUGCUGAUAUAUCUAACAGCUUUCACAAGGAGACUUUGUUUGGAUUACUCCUCCGGGCACGUUGAGAAAGCCGCUGGCUUGUCAUCACUUAAAAGAAAUUAAAUAAUCUCCAAGACUUGGGGAAAAAGAAUGAUUUCAAAGUGAAAAAAGAAGUAAGGGCAAAAGCAAGCAGGAGCAAGCAGGGACACGUCUGUGCUUGACAGAAGCAGGAAGCAGAAUUCUGCUUACAGUUCAACAGUCAACACCCCUGGAAUUGGUUGAUUUAAAGGAGACCUACAGUAUUAUACUCAUUUUUGGACCUUUGUAUUGAGUCUGGACUACUAUAGAGCAGCUACAUGCGAUAACCCACAAAGUAAGCUUUCUAGAUCUUCCAGACUCUGCGCCUCUUCCUUGGGUUUCCUGCUUCCUGCCUAAACGUUCUGUGUAAUUUACUCCACCCCUGGUCCUUCUCCAGCCUCCCUCCAAGCUCACGCUGCUGUGAUUGGUCACACUCCCAAGUGUUACCGAAGACAUCCAGACAGCUGCCGAACCUUACUUUCUUAUUUUGCUGGUACAGUAAUUGAUAGUAAACGGUAGGGAUGAGCGAGUACAACACUAUCUGUAUCUGUAUCUGUUCACCCAUCAAAAUUAUCUUUAUCCGUAUCUGUACUCUGAAUGGGAGGGGCAUAAACCGGAAGUAGGUGUGGUUUAACCAGACAUGGGUGGGGCUUAAAUCGGUACAUUAUUUUAUUUCUGAAAUUAACAUGGAUUGAUCAGAAGUUGCUAUAUUUAUUGUUUAUUAUUCAGCUAUAUGUGUACUGUAAGACUUACUAGUUUUUAGUAUCAACUCUUCUACAACUUGAAUUUUUUUCUUAGCUACUUGAUUCUUUUUUGUUUUAUUGUUCCAGUUUUAUUUUAUAUUUUAUUUCUACAAUUUGCUGUUCACUGGCCUAUAAAAAAUGAGGUUCACAAAUGGCCUGCUCGCCACACUUUGGACAUCCCUGAUUUGCGUAUUUCACAGGGAGGGGGAGUGUUAAAAAAAUUAGUGUCUCCAUGCUGUGUUUUUGUAACACUUUCACUAAAUGAUCCGCGCCACAAGCAAAGGCUGGCGGCAGGUACCUCCAAACUAGGUAUUUUAGACACGUUCUGUAAAAAAAACCAAACAUUCUUUUCAGUGAAGUCAAACUCCUUUUCUCAGUGUCAGCAUCACUUAUAGAUUUUGAAAAACCAGGGUGAAAAAGCCUGCAUGUUAGCUUUCCAAAGAGCCCUAGUUCAGGUGCAGGUUUAAAUUUAAUUUGGGUAUGACAUUUUUAGGCAGUCUACCAAAACUUUAUCUACUAUUAUCCAUUUUUAAUCAUUUAAAUGGAUGCCUUCUGUCCUUAUGGCUGCCAGCCUCCAACCAGAAAAAUGUAUUUAUUUUAUCUUAAUUUGAUCUCUGUUUCUCUAAGUAGCUGUAAUGAAAAGUCCAAGAUGAAAGUGCUAAUUAAGCUGCAGAGUUUGUUUCUUCAGUAUACAUUUUCUGUCAUUGUUCUCUCAUUGGCCCUCGCUCUCUCUGUAUGUUUAGCUUGAUCUUUUCAAAUUUAUUUCCUACUCCAUAACCAGAGGCAAGAACCCUUGACUUACUGCCCCUACAGCUGCCGCCAAGGCAGCCAUUUAAGUUGUGAUUAAAAAUUAAUGGUUGAGUGAGAGUCAGCAAAGAACAGAACAAGGGAGGGCAGCCUAAGAAACGGGCAAUGCUUGAGCAAGCGGGAAGAGCAAGCCCAAGCAGCAGCAGCUGCUCCCUAAUAGAAGAUUGGAAAGUCUCUCCACAAUUCUGCUGUGUUUAACUGCUCUGCUCACACCCCACCAUGAAUAUUGCAUUACGGCACUACAGGGCCUCUUUGUGUGACCUCUGACUGAGUGUUGAGCAGAGUUAUAGCAAUGGAGCUCAAGCAUCCACAUCAGGCUUGCCCCCAUUGGCACACCAUACAAACUAGGACCGACUUUAUCCCUGAAUAAUCUCGAGGCACAUUCAGAGGGAUACUUGUUUCAUUGUCCUAACGACAGAUAACCCUAGCCCUAACCACCAAAUGGUGGAAGUUUUGCCUUUAACAGUAAAAAUGACAAUGUUAAUAUUAGCAUGCUAGUGCUAACAUGCUAUAUAGGGUUCUACUCAUGUAAACAGCUAAAAUGCUACUAUGCUAAUGUUAGCAUGUUAGCAAUGUUUUGUUCUCAUGCUAACACCUAGCAUAAUAGUCCUAAGUGUUUAUAUAAAUGUCUACUUGUGAAAAUGGAUAAAAAUGCUAGUAUGCUACUGUUAGCAUGCUAGCAAUACUAACAUGCUAACUGCUAGCGUGCUUGCACGUAGCAUGAUAGCAUUGUAAACGAUAACCCUAACUCUAACACUAACCACCAAAUGGUGGAGGUUUCGCCUUUAACAGUAAAAAAAAACAUCAGGAAAAACUAAUGGUUCCCAAUGGCUCCCAACAACGCGAGCCGGCUCUUGUAGUUAAUUUCAAAGAUCCGUCUCUGAGAGUUGAUUCGUUCGGAAUCGACACAGCACUACGUGCAGCUUAGGAGUGACAGACACUUUAGGAGGGGCACCUGAGGGAAUCUUCAAAGAAAAGGCCCACAUUUUAUGGCGUAGACCAAAAAUCUUUGCAAAACAAAAUGUGGAAUUGUGGAAAAUCUGGGAUGUUUUUGAAAAAUCUGAAUACAUUGCUAACUAUUCCCAAAUGAGCUGAACAAUUUGAUGCUUGAAUGGUUUGAAUCGGUUGAAAAAUGAAGGGGCAGCUAGGGUCCCAAAAAAUAAUAAGAAUAAGAAUAUUAAGAAUAUUAAAUAGAAAAAAAUGGCACAUAACAAUGAGGGUUGAAUAAUGUUGAGUGUAACUUAAUAUUCUGUAGCCACCAUAACAAAAUAUUAUGUCCAAUUGCAUUUCCAAUGAAGAAUUCAUUCAGUUGGUUUCAUUGUGUUUAUAUUUGUGCAUUUGUUUUUUGACUGCUGUUUUCUGUUAUAUGUACACAGCCACAGUGUAGUAGGGGUGUUCACACUUUUUCAGCCUGCGAGCGACUUUUAAAAUGACCAACUCCCAAAAAUCUACCUCCUACUAUAAAUAUAGAAAACAUAUAUUUACUAUAUUUAUUUUUAAAAAUGUAGUAUGCAGUAUUGUAUGUAUUAGAGGGGGGAAUCUCUGGCCACCUCACGAUUCGAUGCGAUUAGGAUUCAGAGGCCUGCGAUGUGAAGAUAAAACGAUGAUCGAUGCAUCUCGAUGCAUCUUUUUUUUCUGAUCAAUAGUUUGUCAAUUUUUUUUAUGUGUAAUUUUUUUUUGAUGCAGUUUUUUUUUUACUCACUGUACUACUAAAACAAAGCAUAUUUGUGAUGAUCCACAAUUAAAUUAAUACAAAACAGAUGAAUUUAUUUCCAUUAUCUUAAUAAUUGGAACAACAUAUUUCCCAUUGUACAGAACCAGCAGGAAAAGUCAGUUGCGGCAGUAGCAGCAUUCAUAAAAUUAACACAAACCAGCAUAUUCUGAAUAACCAACAUUGAAAAAAUAUGCCAUUUUUCAUAAUUAAAUAAUAACGAUUUCUGAAUUCAAACUAACAUCCUGAGCAUAGAAUAUCUGACAAAAAUAAUAUUUUUGCUGUAUUGCAAAGCCAAAAACAACUUUCAUGCAAAAUAUAGAUUACUGUACCAGAAGUUCACAUACAAGAAUAAUGCUUGCAGACUUCAGUAUAUUAUGAAUAACCCAAAAAAAAAUAGAAUGCCCUUAUUCACAAAAAAUACAAAUGAAUAGGUUAAUUGGAGACUCUAAAUUGUCCAUAAGUAUGAAUGUGAGUGUGAAUGGUUGUUUGUUGUUUGGUUAUAUGUGCCCUGCUAUUGGCUGGCGACCCCUCCAGGGUAUACCCCGCCUGUCACCCGAAGUCAGCUGGGAUAGGCUCCAGCAUGCCCCCGGGACCCUAAUGAGGAAAAGCGGCAUAGAAAAUGGAUGGAUGAAUAGGCCACCUGAAAUGCCUCUGCAACAUUAUUGAACAGCUCAGCCAUAUUCGCACCCGUAUGGCUCUCAUUCAUUCCUGUCGUUUGUAGCAAAUGAGACACUAGCUUCCAGUCAUCAGUAAUGAAGUGCACUGUUACGGCGACAUAACAGCGCCUUUUCCGAGUUGGGUGGAAAGUUCGUGAUCACUUGCUCGAUGGUUCUCUGGCCAGCAGGAACUUCAGCUGGCUGUUUUUCCUCCCUCGUUCGAGUGGAAACAUGCUAUGUGGUUUUUCAUAUUUGUCGUGUUCCCUCUUCUUUUCCUUUCGGCUUUUCCCUUCAGGGGUCGCCACAGCGAAUCAUUUGCCUCCAUCUAACCCUGUCUUCUGCAUCCUCUUCUCUCACACCAUCUACCUUCAUGUCCUCUUUCACUACAUCCAUAAACCUCCUCUUUGGUCUUCCUCUAGGCCUCCUGCCUGGCAGUUCAAAACUCAGCAUCCCUCUACCUAUAUAUUCCCUAUCUCUCCUCUGGACAUGUCCAAACCAUCUCAGUCUGGCCUCUCUGACUUUAUCUCCAAAACCUCUAACAUGUGCUGUCCCUCUGAUGUACUCAUUCCUGAUCCUAUCCUUCCUGGUCACUCCCAGAGAGAACCUCAGCAUCUUCAUCUCUGCUAACUCCAGCUCUUUCUCCUGUCUUUUCCUCAUUGACACUUUGUCUUUAGACCAAACAACAUCGCUGGUCUCACCACAGUUUUGUACACCUUUCCUUUCAUUUUAGCUGAAACUCUUCUAUUACACAUCACACCUGACACUUUUCUCCACCCGUACCAUCCUGCCUGUACACACUUCUUCACCUCUUUUCCACACUCUCCAUUGCUCUGGACCGUUGACCCUAAGUACUUAAAAUCGUCCACCUUCUUGAUCUCUUCUCCCAGUAACCUCACUCUUCCACUUGGGUCCCUCUCAUUCACACACAUGUACUCUGUCUUACUGCGGCAAACCUCCACCUCUCUAGCUUCUCCUCCACCUGUUCCCUGCUCUCACUGCAGAUCACAAUGUCAUCUGCAAACAUCAUAGACCAUGUAGAUUCCUGUCUAACCUCGUCUGUCAGGCUGUCCAUCACCAUAGCGAACAAGAAGGGGCUCAGAGCUGAUCCCUGAUGCAGUCCCACCUCCACCUUGAACUCCUCUGUCACACCUACAGCGCAGCUCAUCACUGUCUUACAGUCCUCAUACAUGUCCUGCACCGCUCUAACAUACUUCUUUGCCACUCCAGACUUCCUCAUACAAUACCACAGUUCCUCUCUGAGCACCCUGUCAUAAGCUUUCUCCAGAUCUACAAAAACACGAUGCAGCUCUGUCUGGCCUUCUCUGUACUUCUCUAUCAACAUCCUCAAAGCAAAUACUGCCUCUGUAGUACUCUUUUUUUUUUUUUUUUUUUUUUUGGGCAUGAAACUAUACUGCUGCUCACAAAUGCUCACUUGUGCCCUUAGUCUAGCUUCAACUACUCUUUCCCAUAACUUCAUUGUAUGGCUCAUCAGCUUUAUUCCUCUGUAGUUGCCACAACUCUUCACAUCUCCCUUGUUCUUAAAAAUGGGCACCAACAUUAUCUAACAUCCUGUUGACAACCCAGUCAGAAACUCUACUGCCACCUCUCCUAGACACUUCCAAACCUCUACAGGUAUAUCAUCAGGACCGACGGCCUUUCCACUCUUCGUCCUCUUCAAUGCCCUCCUCACUUCAUCCUGACUAAUCUUUGCUACUUCCUGGUCCACAAAAGUCACCUCUUUUAGUCUUUGUUCUUUCUCAUUUUCCACGUUCAUCAGCUCUUCAAAGUACUCUUUCCAUCUUCCCAUCACACUACUGGCACUUGUCAAUAGACUUCCAUCCCUUUCCUUAAUCACAUUAACCUGCUGCACGUCCUUCCCAUCUCUGUCACUGUCUUGCCAACCUGUAUAGAUCAGUCUCUCCCUCCUUACUAUCCAACCUAGCAUACCAGUCAUCAUUAGCCCCUUGUUUGGCCUUUGCUACCUCUACUUUCACCUUACGCUGCAUCUCCCUGUACUCCUGUCUACUCUCCUCUGUCCUCUGUGUGCCACUUCUUCUUAGCUAACCUCUUUUUCUGUAUACACUCCUAUACCCGUGUUCCCAAAAUAUUUUAAGCUUGCAUGACAUUUACAAAGUGCCGUUUACGCAAUCGACCCAAACUACUUUGGCAAUCUGCCAGUAGCUCGCAAUUGACGUAAUGGGUACCCCUUGUGUAGAUAUUAUAUGGUUGAACUUGACUGGUCAAAGUUAAAUUGCAUUGUCAUCAUGGUGAACGGAGCUCAAGUAAUAUUGACUGUCCUUCUUCCCCGCUUUUAAGUUCACUGAAUAUGUGCUCCCUAUUCCCUUUGACUUUACAGCAAUACACUCAGCGUUCUUUGUGAUACCCAACGAUGAUGUAUGCCUGUACAAAAGGAUGUAAUCUAAGAAUGUCAAGUGUUGGCUAUCUCCGUUGCAAUAUGCUUUUGGCCAACUCCCUUUUGCUGCACACUGUUCUUUCCGUUUAUCCACACUUCUUAUAAUCUGUUAAUUCUGUCCUAUUUCUUCUGCUGCCAUCACUGUGUUUGCUUGAGGUGGUAUUUGCAAUGCUAAUGAGGCAAGACAGCAAGUAAUGGGUGGUCGGGAAAAUAUGCUGCCUGUAAAGAUGGUGAUAGGGUAAAAUGGAUUUCUGUAGCACUUCAUUAUUUUACUUACGUUGUCAUUAUAUCAUUAUUGCUAAGACUCAGAAGUUGUAGCGGUAGUGAUCCGGAAACAUUUUUGAAUGUUAGUGUUGGUUGAAAGAAGCACAACAAAAUGAUUUACAAUAAUAUUAUACAAAAGUUUAUAUACUAAACCUCACUUUUACAAUACUUUUGUUCAGAAGUGAACUUUUGAGAGUGUGUAUGAGUGAAAAAUGAUUUGGACUCAAACAGGCUGUCACUCAGCACUGAUAUUGUGGUUUCAGUGUGCACCAUUUUUGAAUUUUAGGAAGUACUAGGCAGCUUCCACGUCACCUGGCAAUAAUACUCCCACUUUAAACCAACCACUGAUUCUAAGUAUCUUAGACUCAAAUAAUUGGUAUUUAUCUUAGAACUCUCCCAUGUAGGCUGUUUUUGCCCAGUUGUCUUUCUUAUGGUGGAGUCAUGAACACUGACCUUAACUGAGGCAAGUGAGGCCUGCAGUUCUUUAGAUGUUGUUGUGGGGUCUUUUGUGACCUAUUGGGUGAGUCUUUGCUGCGCUUUUGGGGUAAUUUUGGUUGGCCGGACACUCCUGGGAAGGUUCACCCCUGUUCAAUGUUUUCGCCAUUUGUGGAUAAAUGGCUCUCACUUACCCUUUUCCAUUGUAGUGAACUUUGGUGUUGGAUUAAGUUCGAGGCCAGGGUGGAACCAUGUUGUCUGCAAACUGACUCGACACUAAUUUCAUUUUCAAUUGUCCUGGAGAGCCAAGUCAUUACGUAACAGGGGUUACGCCAAUCAGGAAAUAACAGGACAUUUCAAGUGUUGACCAUUUUUUAAUCAAAAUACACAACUCACUAUAGUCCUUGACACCGCCCACUAUUUACAGGUAAAAAUAUAAAUAUAAAGGUGCAAAAAUGUCAACGAAGGUGAAAAAUGCAAAACAUUUUAACAUAAAGAUUUAACAUAAAGAUUGCACGCUUCGGGUUUGUGCGGAGCUCGUAGCGAGGGGAGGAUGAUCCUUUUCAUCACCUUUGCUUUCUGACAGAAAGUUAACAACAUAUUAAACCAGAACAAAGUUUCACAAUGAAUGUUACUUCUUACAUGACUAUAGUUGUACAGUGAAACUAGUUUGCUGCCAUACGCACAAAUGAGAAGGGACGGGUGGUGAGGCUUUCAUUCAUUCGACAAUAGCAAGCUAGCAGGCAAGUGUUUACACCCAAAACUGUGCUGUGAACUUUCAAUUUAACGAAUAUAACUUAUGGCAGUCCUUGCAGGUCUGCCUUGUGCCUGGGGCUUCCUCUGUGAUGGCCUCCAGGUUUUGGUGAAGUUCUACGGGUGUUGUAGUAUUUAACGCACCAUCAAGCUGGCUUGCCGGUCUGUGGCCCAAAACUUUGUCGAGCUCCUCAAAAUAAGGCAUUUCUCUCCUCUGACCACUGCCACUCCUGCCUUGGUCCUUUUUUUAUAUUGUAGUCCUUUAAUAUCUUGAGUUUGUUGUUAUUUUUUGGAAAUCCCGAACAAAAUCCGCAGCAGCCAUCUUGCUUCUGAUGCAUUCCAAUAUUGGCCGGGUUCUUGUCACCGUUUAAAAUUUCUUCUGUACUUUUCCGAUGUCCAAAUGGACAAGAGAAGUGCUGAUCUGAAGUGCUGUAUGUUUUGCAAGUUUUAUCCCCGACUACACCCACAAUGUCGACGAAACCUUCUGCACCGUCAAAGGCACCUGCGGUCGCACCCAAAAUGCAGAGGAGGAUGCUAACCAUCGCACAAAAAGUGCUUCUGGAGGAGGAAAAUACGACGACAGGAGCGAUAUGUUUUAACAAGGAUACACAAACUAGGCAUGAGCGAGUACACCACUAUCUGUAUCUGUAUCCACCCAUCUAAAUUAUCUGUACUCGGAGGUGGGCAUGGUUUAACAGGAAAUGGGUGGGGCUUAAAUCAGUACAUUAUUUUAAAGUAUGAAAUUGACAUGGAUUGAUCAGAAGUUGCUAUAUUAUUGUUCAUUAUUCAGCUAUAUGUGUUCUGUGUAUGUGUGUAAGCGAUCUGUAAGACUUCUUCGAUUUUAGAAGGGCUGUCAAAAAUAGUGUGUUAACAUUGGUAACUAAUUUAUUUCAUCCAUCUAUCCGUCCAUCGAUUUUCGAUGCCACUUAUUAGGGUCGCUUGGGUAUGCUGGAGCCUAUCCCAGCUAACUUUGGGAGAGAGGCGGGGUACAACCUGGACUGGUCGCCAGCCAAUUGCAGUUUAUAUCAUUAAUUACAUAAAACAGUUUAAAUAAUUUAUUUAACGCAUACGCAUCUUUUUUUUAUGCAUACGCAUCAUGGCAAGCCACUGCUCGCUGUUAUGACGACCGACAGCAGCACAGUGUAGCUCCCCACAGAGUCUUUCGGUCCUUCAUAACUUUAUUCUGACCUGAACACAUCAACAGCAGUGCAAUUCAAACACCAUAUAUGUAUUUCCAACUGUAAACAAACUAAAUAAACGUCUCUACUCCAUUCGUCACACUUCCUUGUUGUUACUAGACAGACCAAGAAAUGCAUUCACAGACACUGCGAACAUCAGUCACAUCAACGUCUUUAUGAUGCGCGUAUGUGGGGUCUAAAUCGGCUCAUCAACAUGGUGCUUGCGGUCACCAGGUGGCCCCUCAGGACCACAUGAGUCACCUGCCAGCCUGUUCUAAAGAUACAGGUAGCUCAAAUAGUACCACUUGCGAGCUGCAUCACAUUUUUAUUGGUUGCUAUUCUUGUUUAAAUCACACUUACAUGUAAACUGGAAAUUACAGUAUAUUAAAAAAAAACACAAACAUUUGUACCAAAGACUGUUUUAGUAGUGCACAUUCUCCUUUUUUCCUUUUCCAAGUUUGCUUCUAUAAAUGUGAGUAACUUGGUUCAUUCUCAUUCAUUAAAUGCUACACACUGUUUGCACUGUGAUAUUGUAUGCGUUGUAUGCCUUAAGCAUCAAGCCACCGAGCUGGUCACUAACUGCUGAGCUAAGCCAAUUCAUUAUAUUGUUAGCAUGCUAUUUCAAUGUGUUUAGUGUGCUGCUGCUAGAUGAGAUGUUAUAUUGCUGUGCACUUGUAUA